AUGGCGAGCAAAGAGCAUACUCAUCCUGCCUAUACAACCACCACAGACAAUCCCAUCCCCAACAAUGAACAAUCCAACGAACCCCCCGACGGCGGCUACGGCUGGGUCUGCACCGUCGCGGCGGCCAUAAUCAACGCGCACUCUUGGGGCUUCAACUCGGCCUACGCCGUCUUCCUGGCCUAUUAUCUCGACAACGAGGUCUUCCCCGGCGCAACCCCCCUCCAAUACGCCUUCGUCGGCUCCCUCAGCCUCACCUGCCUCUUCCUGACCUCGCCCAUCGCCACCAUCGCCGUCCGCAAGGUCGGCCUCCGCCCCACGAUGUUCUGCGGCGUCGCGCUCGAAUCCGCCAGCCUCGUGGCCGCCAGCUUCGCCUCGCGCAUCUGGCACCUCUUCCUCACGCAGGGCAUCCUCUUCGGCACCGGCCUCGGCCUCCUCUUCAUCCCCACCGCCGCCAUCGUGCCGCAGUGGUUCACCACCAAACGCUCCCUCGCCAGCGGCGUCGCCCUCUCCGGCGCCGGCGCCGGCGGCCUCAUCUACUCGCUCUCCGCCGCGGCUAUGAUCCGCUCCCUGGGUCUGGAAACGGCCUUCCGGAUCCUCGCCAUCCUUGCAUUCGUGGUCAACACGAGCUGCACGCUGCUCGUCAAGGACCGUAGCCAGGAAAUAGGCGCCAACCAAGCAGCCUUCAAUACGUCUUUGUUCCGCAAACCAGAAUACCUCCUCCUCCUCGGCUUCAGUGCCUUCACCAUGCUCGGCUACUUCGUGCUCAUCUUCUCCCUGGCCGACUACGCCACCCAGAUCGGAUUGAACUCCACCCAGGCCUCGCUCGCCAGCGCCGUCUUCAACCUCGGCCAGGCCGUCGGACGGCCCCUCGCUGGGUACUUCAGCGACACGACCGGGCGAGUCAACAUGGCCACUGUCAUUACCUUUGUGGCAGGGAUCCUGCCGCUCGCGGUGUGGACGAGUGCGCAGAGCUACGGCGUGCUGAUGUUCUUUGCCCUCAGUGAAGGACUAGUGGCGGGGUCAUUUUGGGCCACGAUUGCGCCCCUGGUGGCCGAGGUGGUUGGGCUGAAGCAGACAUCGCAGGGCCUGAAUCUGUUGUGGUUGGCGAUUGUGGUGCCGUGUACGUUUAGUGAGCCGGUGGCGUUGGAGAUCUUUCAGGGGACGGGGAGUUAUUUGGGGACGCAGCUGUUUACGGGGUUUAUGUAUGUGGCAGCGGCGGGGUGUCUGUUGGUUUUGAGGGGGAUGGUUGGUACUGAUGAGUAUUGUAGUGGUCAGGGAGGGAUAUGGAGGAGGUGCUUCAGGUGGAAGAUUGUAUGA
Molecule: messenger RNA, 1317 nt
Organism: Aspergillus steynii IBT 23096
Lineage: Eukaryota; Fungi; Ascomycota; Eurotiomycetes; Eurotiales; Aspergillaceae
Product: MCT family MFS transporter
Exons: 1
Coding region: 1-1317 (438 amino acids)
Biological process (GO): transmembrane transport
Molecular function (GO): transmembrane transporter activity
Source: RefSeq, a predicted model, not a curated record